UUGUUUAGACGUAUUGCCCACUAUGAAUUAUUCAAACCCUGCCAAAGUCCAUAUCCUCCUCUUCUUCCUCUUGUCUGUUCUUCUUCUCAACCAACGCCUGCAUCUCGACGCUGCAGAUAACAAUGACCGAGGUGCGCUUCUAGAAUUCAAAAGAGGCCUGCAGGAUUCAGAUAGUGUGCUCAGCGACUGGAAUAGUUCAGCUCAAAUCUGUCUCUGGAAGGGCAUUAGCUGUGGCAAGGGAGGGAGGGUAAUUCGACUCCAACUCUAUAACGCAUCUUUGCAUGGAACCAUCUCGCCAUUUCUAUCCAAUCUUUCUCAACUUCAAACCCUUGAUCUAUCACACAAUUCCCUCCACGGUUCCAUUCCUGAUGAGAUAGGUUCCUUAUCCAACCUUGCUAGGCUUGAUCUUAGUAGUAAUCAUUUGGGAAGUGAAAUACCUACUUGUCUUGGCAUGCUUGCAAAUCUUGUUUACUUGAACCUUUGGGAUAACCCACUAGGUGGAAAUCUUUCCACCUAUAAAUUCCACAAUUGGACUCGGUUAGAAUUUUUGGACAUCACCCAUAGUAAUUUGUACGGUCCAAUUCCUCCACAGAUGGGAAAUCACCUUCAACGCCUGGAAAUGCUUUUUCUUGGCGAAAACAAUUUGACAGGGAGCAUUCCAUCUUCUCUCUCCAACAUAUCCAAGCUUCAACGACUUGAUCUAUCAUUCAAUUCCCUGUGCGGAUCCAUUCCUGCUGGGCUAGGGUUUUUGUCUAACCUCAGUAGACUUGGUCUCAGCAAUAACAAACUGAAACAAGGAAUACCAGAUAAUUUUGGCAUGCUUUCGAAGUUAGUGUUUUUUGACCUUUCUGCAAAUGAGCUCGAUGGCUACCUUCCUACCUCCAUUUUCUACAACUGUACCUUGUUGGAAACAAUACACCUUUCUGAUAAUGCCUUCAGCGGUCCUAUUCCUCCACAGAUAGGAUCUCAUCUUCGUGCUCUACGAGAACUGCUACUUGCAAACAAUAGUUUGACAGGAGCCUUUCCGCCUUCUCUCGCAAAUGCAACAAGUCUCGAAAGAAUAUAUCUUGACUAUAACCACCUGAAUGGUCCGUUGCCAUCUGACAUUAUAGCACAGUUACCUGCCCUGGAGAUACUGUUCAUUUCUUACAAUAAUUUUUCUAGUGAGGAAAAUCUUACCUACUUCUUGACUGCAAUUUCAAAUUUAACUCAACUAAUGGAUCUUGGGGCAGGAGGACUUCACCUCAAAGGUAGACUUCCCUCAACAUUUUGUCUCUUAGAUAGUCUUUCCAUAAUCCUUCUGCAAGACAACAAACUAGAUGGAACAAUACCAUCCAAUAUUUCAAAUCUUCAAAACUUGACUUUCUUGAGACUUUCUGAUAAUCUAUUAGAAGGCCCUAUUCCAGUCGAACUGUUCCUCAUCCGAAAUUUAGAGAGGGUGUGGCUUUCCAGAAACAAUCUAGAUGGCCAAAUUCCUUCUAUUCCUGCUAAUAUCACGACUCGCCUUGGAGUUCUGGACAUAUCACAGAACCAUCUUGACGGUAGAAUACCAUCAUCUAUAUCAAAUUUGCAAGCAAUGAGGUUCUUGCAAUUGUCUGAGAACUUCCUUGGGGGGCCAAUACCUUCAAGCCUGGGUAGUAUGAAACUGGAGCACCUAGACCUGUCCUACAACUAUCUGUCUGGGCAACUGCCAGUACAAGUUGCAGCCUUGAGCACAAUGACCUGGAUCUUUAGUUUGUCACAUAACUUGUUAGAAGGAGAACUUCCCAGGCAAUUGAGCCAAAUGGAUAAGGUUCAAGCCAUUGAUCUGUCAUCAAAUAAAUUCAAUAGUACCAUUCCUGACUUGAGAAGUUGUGUAAGUGUUAGGUUUUUGAAUCUAUCUCACAAUUCACUUCAAGGGCCAAUCCCAAAAUCCUUUGGCAAUCUUUCAAGCCUGCAGCAGUUGGAUGUUUCCUCAAACCUCCUUUCUGGUGAAGUUCCUGCUUCACUGCAGCAGUGCAAUGAACUAAAGCAGCUUAACCUGUCGUUCAACCAGUUUAGUGGCUCUCUGCCACAUGGUGGUAUAUUUGAUGCUUUGACCUUCGAUUCACUCAAGGGAAAUAAAUUUUGCGGGACAGAAGGAUAUCUAAAUUGCAGCUCAAGGACGAGUAGAAUAGCACACAGGAAGGAGUUCAUCCUAUUGCUGAGUAUCAUUGCCUCAGUACUUUUCACUCUCAUCAUUUUCUGCACCGUAGCAGCCAAACCUUUCAAAGGUACAGCAUUGGGUCUGAGUAGGUACCCUUUUGACUUGAUUAGUGAUCAUCCAAGAAUAACUUACAGAGAACUCUGGGAGGCCACAGGAGGAUUUGAUCAAACCAGAUUGAUAGGGUCUGGUGGCUUCGGACAUGUUUACAAAGGCACACUAAGGGAUGGAAGUUUCAUUGCCAUUAAGGUAUUACAUCAACAUGACCACAAUUCUUCUCGGAUAUUCAACAGAGAGUGCCGAGUUUUGAAAAGAGUUCGACACAGAAACUUGAUGAGCAUCAUCACAACUUGCAGCAAUCCAGAAUUCAAAGCUAUAGUGCUAACUUUCAUGAGUAAAGGUAGUCUAGAAGACUAUCUGCACCCUAGAGGAGAUUCAGAGACAUUUCUGAGCCUGACUGAAAUAGUGAACAUUUGCAGUGAUAUAGCAGAGGGGAUGGCAUACUUGCACAGUCAUGCACCGGUUCAGGUGAUUCAUUGUGAUCUUAAACCAAGCAACAUUCUCCUCGAUGAUGAUAUGACUGCAAUAGUUUCAGAUUUUGGCAUUGCUAGACUGGCUUAUGCAGCCGCAGAUAGAAGUGCAAUAGUCGAUAGCAUUUCUACUUCAACGGACACUUUUCUGCAUGGGUCAGUUGGGUAUGUUGCUCCAGAGUACGGGUAUGGUAGACAAGCAUCUGCAAAAGGGGAUGUCUAUAGCUAUGGCGUUAUUGUGCUGGAAAUGGUCACUAGAAAAAGACCAACAGAUGAAAUGUUUGACGGGGGUGUGAGCUUAAUCAAUUGGGUGAAGUACCGGUAUGGAAGUCAAUUGGAGAAUGUUAUAGACCCCUCACUAGUCAGGGAACUACAACAAAAGAUUCCAGAGGUUAAGAAAAUAUUUGAAGUAGCUAUCAUGGAGCUCAUUGACUUGGGUCUUGUUUGCACACAGGAAACAGCUUCAACCAGACCAUCUAUGAUCAGUGUUGCAGAUGACCUCGACAAAAUAAAACAGUACAUUCAUGGUGAUGAAACUGCAACCUUCACAUCAUCGCAUGGUACGUCAUCAACCAUUAAAACAGGGGAUGAUUGGUUGGUGUGAAAGGUCAUGUGUCUCAUGUCUUUGACAUGAUUCAUCCAAGCGAAGAAAACUAGUUUUUCAUUUCCUUAUGGUACAUUAGUAGCAAAAAUUUGAAAGAUAAUCAAAUAGAAAAAAAAUAUUUUCACUUGCAUUG
Molecule: messenger RNA, 3449 nt
Organism: Zingiber officinale
Lineage: Eukaryota; Viridiplantae; Streptophyta; Magnoliopsida; Zingiberales; Zingiberaceae
Product: putative leucine-rich repeat receptor-like serine/threonine-protein kinase At2g24130
Exons: 2
Coding region: 23-3316 (1097 amino acids)
Biological process (GO): protein phosphorylation
Molecular function (GO): protein kinase activity; receptor serine/threonine kinase binding; ATP binding
Source: RefSeq, a predicted model, not a curated record